Messenger RNA from Dermatophagoides farinae (American house dust mite), 1558 nucleotides. RefSeq names its product alpha-1,6-mannosyl-glycoprotein 2-beta-N-acetylglucosaminyltransferase (gene Mgat2). The record is from RefSeq and is a predicted model, not a curated record. Gene Ontology annotation, biological process: protein N-linked glycosylation; oligosaccharide biosynthetic process. Gene Ontology annotation, molecular function: alpha-1,6-mannosylglycoprotein 2-beta-N-acetylglucosaminyltransferase activity. Gene Ontology annotation, cellular component: Golgi stack; Golgi membrane. Lineage: Eukaryota; Metazoa; Arthropoda; Arachnida; Sarcoptiformes; Pyroglyphidae.
UUAUAUGACGAUAAUUGAAUCAACAAUAAAAUGAUUAUUAAAUGACCAUCAUGAUACGAAGAAAAUUAUUUCUUCGAUUCAUUGGCCUAAUGGUUUGUGUGAUUCUGGUAUGGAUCUAUUUACCAUCUCAUGUGCCAAUGAAUUAUGAAAAUUUAAAACAUUCGGAACGAAAAUCAAAUUCCAGUGCAGAAAAAUUGUUCAAUUUUGAUCUUUUAAUCAAUGUUAUUCAAUCAAAUGAUAAACAAUAUAAUGUAACGAAUGAACACAGAUUCUCACCAUUGACUGAUGAUAAUUUGGUUAUUGUUGUUCAAGUUCAUCAACGUUUAAAAUAUCUACAAAAUUUAAUAGAUUCACUUUCGAAAGUGAAAUCAAUUGAAGAAACUUUGAUCAUAUUCAGCCAUGAUGUAAUUGAUGAACAGAUUAAUAAUUCAAUCAGAAGGAUUGGUUUUGCCAAAAUUAAACAAAUUUUCUUCCCAUUUUCCACACAAAUCUGGUAUAAUACAUUUCCAGGUCAAUCAGUCGAUGACUGUCCCCGUGAUAUAGGAAAGAAAAAAGCUUUGGAAAUAAAUUGUGUCAAUGCCGGCCAACCCGAUAGUUAUGGACAUUAUCGUGAAGCCAAAAUCACACAGACUAAACAUCAUUGGUGGUGGAAACUUUGGUAUGUUAUGGAACAUUUACCACAAACACGAAAUCAUCAUGGUGAUUUUCUAUUCAUCGAAGAAGAUCAUUAUGUUAGUCCAGAUUUAAUUCAUCAUUGGAAAUUGAUGAAAUUAUCACAAAAAGAUCUUAAAGAAUCAGAUACCGUUGUUGAUAUUUUGACCAUGGGCAAUUAUGAAUUCAAUGUGCAAAAACCGAUUAACAAUGUACAAGCUGAAAUGAAAAAAUUAAAUCUAACAAAUUGGUUUUCAAGUAAACACAAUAUGGCAUUCACCAUUGAUCGUGCACUUUGGUCACGUAUAAAAUCUUGUCAAUUUGCAUUUUGUACGUUUGAUGAUUACAAUUGGGAUUGGUCACUACAGUUUAUAAUCAAUGAAUGUUUGAAACAAAAACUUUGUACUCUAGUCACAGUCGUUCCAAGAGUAUUUCAUACGGGAACUUGUGGCGGCCUACACCAUAAACAGAAACAUUGUGAUGAAAAUUAUGAGGCAAAUAAAUUGAAAAAUUUUUUUGCACAAAAUCAUGAAUAUCAAUUUAUCGACGUAGUUCGAAUCGAAAAACAUUCCAGUCCAUAUAGAAAACGGAUUAAAAACAAUGGUGGAUGGAGUGACCGUCGAGAUCAUCAAUUAUGUCAACAAUAUCAGUUUCCGUUUCGAAAGAUUUUUCAACAGAAUCCAGAUUUCUAUCGAUUGUUGGAAAAUGAUUUUUCCAGAUUUGAUAUAGAACAAUUUAAAUGAACAUCUAGCGGGAAAUUGCCGAAAAAUUCAAAAUUAUUCUACGGAAAGUUUCUGUUAACCAUGUGAUCAUUGAUUUGAACAAAAAUUUUUGUUUUGCAAUUUUUUUUGUAAAUUAUUAUCAAUUUUUUAUUUUUGUUAUAAAAAUAUGACUUUAUUGACUGGCA